Molecule: messenger RNA, 3513 nt
Organism: Laccaria bicolor S238N-H82
Lineage: Eukaryota; Fungi; Basidiomycota; Agaricomycetes; Agaricales; Hydnangiaceae
Exons: 11
Coding region: 1-3513 (1170 amino acids)
Source: RefSeq, a predicted model, not a curated record
AUGUCCAUGAACGACGACGAGGAAGACCUUCGCUUUCAUGUGCAGCAUCUGCUGCACGACUAUUCUCUAGCUCACUAUACGACCGACUAUGUAGCGUUCACCAUAGACGUGGUCGCGGAGUUUUUGCAGCAGCUAGAGCUCGUCCCACUCACUGACCCCGCAUCCCUACUGAUCCCUACUGAUCCCUUCGCGACGUUGUCUCAGAUGUACCAGCUCGAAUCUAUCCCCCCAUACGACGAAAUACCACAGACAACUGUUGAAGCAUACGAGUAUAUAAAGCGCACUUUGAAAACACGCCCUGGAAAACCGAAAUCUGAGAGAAUUGUCGAGGACGAUGAUUAUUCUUUGACUUUUGAUCGACCGAUGUCCCCCAUUUUAACCUCUAAAUCCCGCCGAGAAACGCCCACGCUCGGAAAGGGCAAAGCCGCACGCGCCGCGCUCUCAUCCUACAAGACCAUCUUCAAUAAACACAAACUGACUGAAAUCCCGGUAGAGCCAGUGCCGGAAGUCACUAUACCCCUCGAAGAAGCAUUAAAUCUGUCCUGGAAAUUAGGCCCCGAAGAGGACGCAGCCGUCCUGUCGCUGCUCAAAAAGACAGCGGACAUGAAUCGGCAUCAGAAGGACUACAAGAACCCGUACCUAGACCCAGCCCAAUGGUGGGACUCGCUAGCAUUGAUUGAGCCGCCCGACCCGCCGUUUAUUCCUAUAUUUCCAAGGGGUAAAAUGCCGAGGUCUGGUCAACCGGUUGACCGGAGCAAGCAGGAUCUAAAGGACGUGUCGGACUUGCCCUUGGUGAUUAUAAGCGAGGCGAAAGUCGAGGUUGAAGACGAUUUGAGCGUGCAGAAUAUGAUGGUCGUGGAUGGUUGGCAAACUAUCAGCUCAUCGCCGCCUUCCACGAUCUCGACUCCCAGAUCGAGUCAGGAAGAGGACCAAUUGGAUGAGCUCUGGUUUCCAUCUUCGCCUGAUACGGAGCCUCCUUUGGUUGAACAAGUAGAGAACGCCAAGAUAGAGGUAAUACAAAUGCCCAGAUCACGACGGAUCGGUGGCAUGGAAGGUUUGACCAAGCAUGUCGCCGCUGGAAAAACCAUGGGUUCUUUUCUACUCCCUCUAAUCUCGCGCACAAGUCCAAGCAACCCUCCUCCUGAAAGCCCUCCUCACUCGCCCGAACCAGCGACGUCUCUCAUCGGUCAGCCUCCCUCUGCAUUGGACAAUGCUAACGACAAGGAACCAGAUGCAAACGACGAUCUUGAUACCGAGCUGAGAAGAUUGUACACCACCACAAACCCCGCCGACUUGAUCAUGAACGAAAAACUCGAUGAAAAGAAUGACCUUUUGAUGGAUGGUGAGAGUCAUAUUAACCGCUUCACCGUCCGGUUUAUCAGAUCCUUCCAAGUUCCCACUCUCCGGCAGCCUAAUCUUCACCCCCCUAACGACCUCGUCCUUCCCACCUCCCUACCUGAUCUUGCCUUCCCAGUCAAACGACCUGGGGAUUCCAAAGCGAAGUUUCCCCAUCCGUUGAAGAAAGCAAAAGGUCGACAGGCGCUGACGGUAGCCUUGUCUUGGAUCCCGUUCACCGCUGAGAAAAAGCUACCAACAAUCCCUGAACUCAUCGAGGUUGAUUCCUUGUUCGAGGACGGCCAUCCUAUAUCUCAAGACGUCGAAGUCUGCAUUGAUCGGGCUUCUGUGACUGAUUCAGAUUCGCAAGACGCAAGUAAUAAGUUCUGGGACAGCUUUGUCACUCGCGGAAACCGAUAUGAACCGCCCGAAGCGGACUUCAAGAUGGAGCUCAACAGAACUGAACGUUUGCGGCUCGCAAGGAUCCAAGGAAACGAGACGCACGCUAUGGACGUGUGCGACGACGCUGUCGAUCAAACACGAGACGAUUGCGAAGAAGAAGUCCAAGACAGCAGUGACUUUGAAAGCUUCAUCAAGCGACCUCACAAACGCGCUAGGCUGACUGGCCCUUCUCUUGCGCAAAACUAUCGCUCGGGUAACGAUACUGAUGACGCCUUGCCAGCGCCCUGCUCUCCUCAGGGUAAAGAGCUCAGCCAACAGAUGUUCGACGACAAGGAGAACUGGCCGCCUUCUUCUGAGCCUUUAUUCUAUCCUGACGAUUCUGAUCCCAGUUUUAAUCAAGGCUAUGACUUUGAACUUGGUCCUAUCUCGCCGCUCCCUGUGCAGAUGGACGAGGGUCCUGAUUUCGGUAAAGAACAACUCGAUAAUUACGCUAGCUAUUCGACGUCAAGAGACCCAACGAUUAAUGAUAUCUCAAAGCCUCAAGAUUUGGACGAAACAAUCACUGUGGACGGAAACCUUGAACUACCACCUCCCAAAACUGCUCUUUCAUUCAAAUUUGAACCUCAAAUCGCUACUCACACUCUUGGCAUCGCCUCCUUCGCUCAACUGCGGGCUAGAAAUAUUCUUGACCCUGGUCCGGCUCCUGAACCUAUUGCUCCUACCUCUCAAGAUGUAUCUCCAGAACUACUGGAAGUGCGCAGUGCUCCUUCUGAUAUAUACGACCGAAACACGCUUAGGCUUCCUGAUGUGCGACAACCGCCGAUCACGGCUCAUCGGUACAUGAUGUCUCUUGAGCUCCUUCAAAAACAAACACUGGUCCGCGCUCUUCGUUCUCCCGCAUGCAGCAUCGACCUCGUAGAGCGCGAUAUACUCAAUGGCGUCGACCUCAUCUUGGACCCGUUCACAGCUAUCAUCUUCGUACCCCUUCUCUCGCUUCCUUCUCAGUGCGAAUCCGUCGUCCAACAGGUCUCCUACCAAUCCUGGCACUACGCUCGCCUACUUGUCGUGUUCGAAGCCUAUCCUGAAUCUUCCUCAGUGCGACCUUCGAAAGGGAUUGUAUCGGAUCUGUACGCUUAUACCCCGCCCGUGUUGAAAGCCAUUAAGAAGUUCCGACGUGAUGUCAGUAUUGCUGAGGCGUGUGGGAUGAAGUCGCCGUCUUUAAUGGUACAGUAUGCGUUUGCGGAUCAGGUUCAAGAGACUGCGCUGUUUGCGAGGUUGUUUGGAGAUGAGGCGGAGCGGAGGGAUCAAACUCAGGGCGCGAUUUGGGGAAGACGUGAAUGGUUGGAUGAGGAAAUUUCGGAGACGAGGCAAUGUGACGUACUGGAGUUAUAUGCCGGCCGCUGGAAAGUUCAAUGUUGGACUUUGUUAAUUAGAUACGGCGAUUUCCAUUGUGCUUGUUGUUGUGUUUCAUUGAAAUUCAACACUCUCACCGUCGUGUCCAACAUCCUCCAAUGGAUUCCAAUGGCUUUCGCUGAAUAUACUUGGCCCAUGCUUACCCCUGAUACCAUCCAAUAUGGUCCGAUGAAUUUCAAAUCUUAUCUCCACAAAUCGGACUUGGAGGCGGUUGCUCAUGCGCUCAAAAUUGACUCCACUGGUACCGUGAAAGUCUUGAUUCCCCACAUCAUCGCGCAUCUCGAUGGCCUUCCCAUGCGCGCACGUUUUUGCGGAGGGUCGUUCCUGGGGAUGAUGGGGAACGGUCCGAACGGAGCGCAUUAG